Messenger RNA from Peromyscus eremicus (cactus mouse), 1265 nucleotides. It is a transcript of the gene Tagln3, whose product is annotated as transgelin 3. NCBI's taxonomy places the organism in Eukaryota, Metazoa, Chordata, Mammalia, Rodentia, Cricetidae. The coding region runs from base 499 to 1098 and encodes 199 amino acids. The transcript is spliced from 5 exons. The record is from RefSeq and is a predicted model, not a curated record. Gene Ontology annotation, molecular function: protein binding.
CAGGGUCCCCCACCCCCACCCCAUCCUGUCCGGUAACAACUGUCACUUCAGCGCACGGUUAAAGUGGCUUAUUCCUGGCAGAUGGGCACUUAACAGAAUGGACCCUCCCCGAGACCCAGGUCCCCUCGGGCAGCUGUGUGGGGCCUUUGGAUACAAUGCUGGGUUCCCCAGAGGAGGAGAAAGGAUCACGCACGCUGCAGAAGAAAGAGGCUCCCAGCGGGAGGCAUGCGGGCUUGCCUGACAAGGAGAGGGCUGGCUCUGGAGGGCUCUUAGCAACAGCCCUGGUUUGACCCGCCUCAGCCGUGAGAAAAUCGAAUCGGAGCGCCUUGCUUCCAGGCUCCACGCACCAUCAACAGCCGAUUGUCGAGACAUCCUUUCUCCCGCCUGUUAAUUACCUGCUCUGGGACUCUCACGCAAAGUGCUGCUGAGACCGGGAGCAAGCAACCUGCGCCCACCCCCACCCCCACGCCGACUGCCUGGGGGUUCAGGCUGGCGAAGAUGGCUAACAGGGGCCCGAGCUAUGGCUUAAGCCGAGAGGUGCAGGAGAAGAUCGAGCAGAAAUAUGACGCGGACCUGGAGAACAAGCUGGUGGACUGGAUCAUCCUGCAGUGUGCUGAAGAUAUAGAGCACCCGCCCCCGGGCAGGGCCCAUUUUCAGAAAUGGUUGAUGGACGGGACGGUCCUGUGCAAGCUGAUAAACAGUUUAUAUCCACCAGGACAAGAACCUAUCCCCAAGAUCUCAGAGUCAAAGAUGGCUUUUAAGCAGAUGGAGCAAAUCUCCCAGUUCCUGAAAGCGGCCGAGGUCUAUGGUGUCAGGACCACUGACAUUUUUCAGACAGUGGAUCUAUGGGAAGGGAAGGACAUGGCAGCUGUGCAGAGGACUCUGAUGGCCCUAGGCAGCGUGGCAGUCACCAAGGAUGAUGGCUGCUACCGAGGAGAGCCCUCCUGGUUUCACAGGAAAGCCCAGCAGAACCGGAGAGGAUUUUCAGAGGAGCAGCUUCGCCAGGGACAGAACGUCAUAGGCCUGCAGAUGGGCAGCAACAAGGGUGCCUCCCAGGCGGGCAUGACGGGGUACGGGAUGCCCAGGCAGAUCAUGUAAGAGGCCACAUCUUGUCCCCCUGGUAGAGAGGACGAAUGUUCCGCGCCACAGUCUGUGACAAAGAAAUAGGUAGUCACCUUCUCACCUUCUCCUCUUCCUCAAAGCCUUCUGUCCCCCGUUUCUGCAAGUGCUGCCUUUCUGCUGAGAAUCCACGCUGCCUAAUGCUG